Anopheles maculipalpis is the source of this 1428-nucleotide messenger RNA. RefSeq lists its product as uncharacterized. The record is from RefSeq and is a predicted model, not a curated record. NCBI's taxonomy places the organism in Eukaryota, Metazoa, Arthropoda, Insecta, Diptera, Culicidae. The transcript is spliced from 2 exons. The coding region runs from base 49 to 1419 and encodes 456 amino acids.
GUUUCGUUGUGUGGCAGUGUGUUAGUGCCGUGGCGAUCAUCAGUGACGAUGGCAAGAGGAGGAGCAAUCACCCUAUUGUGGAUCAAUUUGAUCUGUCUUAUCAGUGUGGCUGUGUGCACCCCGGACGCGCCCAAGCAGAAUGGUGAACGGUCCGGUAUGCAGAUGGCCGGAGAAACACUCCUCUCCGAGCAACUGUUUGCCAUUAUCGAUCUGUACAAGCAAGAAGAUCCGGUUGGACUACCAGGUGCCACCAUUCCCGAUCCGAUGCCCAUUCCAGAGAUUAAGCAAUCAUUCUCCUUCGCCAAGAUGCAUCUGCGCAAUGUACUGGCCCACGGGAUGUCUCGUUUUCGCAUCCGGUACUUUCACACCGAGCUGAACAGUAUGUCCGUCACGACACAGAUUUCGAUCGAUGAGAUCACGGUCAAUGGCAACUACACGAUGAGCACGUUCUUUAACCGUGCCGAGGGUCCGUUUACGGUGCUGAUGCGCAAUGUGCUGACCAAGGCAAACGUUUCGCUCGCCGUCGAACGGGACGGUACGCUGCGUACCAAGGAUAUCGAGCUGGACAUUGCGUUCGACGAUAUGGCGAUGGACUUUCAGAACCUUGGCUUCAUGGGCAGCAUUUUCCAGAGUGUGGUCAACUCGGCGUCCAAUUUGGUGUACGACACGAUGAAGCCGUUCAUGCUGUCCGAGGCGUACACGAAAAUUCGCGACGAAGUCGACAGCCGGAUGCUGAACAUAACGGUCGAGAACGAUUUUAUUCUGCCCAAUUCGAUCUCGCCGCUUGAUAUGGCGAUUGGUGAGGCGCGUGGUAUCGUGCGUGCUAAAGGAUUUGAUCCGUUCCUCGUACCGGACUACAACAACACGGCUGGCAUCGUUGGAAUGCAGACGAUGCACACGUGGAUUAGUGGGUGUUCUAAUUUCUACCGGUACGGUGACAUCUCCAUUACGAUGCAAAACAACUCGGCGACGCUCGGGAUGCAUGUGGCAACUCAGCGAAUCGUUGGCUCGACGCAAUGGGAAGUGUCGAUCGGUCGCGGUAUGCUUUCCCAUGCUGGACGAGCCCAGUUCACGGUAGAACAUAUACGCGUCGAGUUUCAGGUCGAGCAACCGUUGGAUCUUCGCAAGCAGCUCAAGCUUAAAGACAUUCAGCUCGAACUGGGUAACAUCCAGGUGCGGUGUGAUGGUGCAGGGACGUUGGACUACGUUAUUGAGGCUGCAGUCAACAUACUGCCGAAUCUGUUGCGGUAUCAAAUUAUGGAUGCGAUCGAAAAUCCACUACGGAUGCGCAUACAGGAGAAGCUGGACUGUAUCAAUACGGAGGCGUUGGUGCGAAAGUACGUGAAGCAGUACGAGCAGAACACGAUCAAUAUUGAUCUGCAGGACUUUGAGCUUUGCGAAGCGAAGUUUGUAGUGUGAACUGUGCGC